Molecule: messenger RNA, 7507 nt
Organism: Spodoptera litura
Lineage: Eukaryota; Metazoa; Arthropoda; Insecta; Lepidoptera; Noctuidae
Source: RefSeq, a predicted model, not a curated record
AAGACGCGCGUCCGUUGCGCGCAUAAAAAAAUAAGCGUUCGAAUUACAAAAUUUAUUCGAAUUGUGAAUAUUUAUCCGUAAUAGAGGUGCCUAUGUUCUGUUAAAGUGCUCAGUUUUAUUUUUACGAUUUUUUGAAUGGAAUAUUUUGGUUUUUGAAUUGCGUAUUUUGGAUGUGAUUUCGCUAGGGGUCGUUUUCCCUGGGAGAGCAUUACUAUAGCAACGAAUUUACGUCAAGUUCAUGGGCGGUUGGUGCAUUCGCUCGAUAAUGAGUAGUUUUGGAGACUACUGAAUUUUAUUUAUGACCAUCUUCAAUUAAAGUUGUGUACGGGAGUGAGUUACAAACAUAGACCGGAGUGCAACUGAAUUACAAUUGACUAUCUCUGAACGACCCAAAUGUAUGUGUUUUAUGGGAAAAAGCUCUUACUUGAAGCAUCAUGAGUUUGAUGGCGUUUAUUAAGUUCGGGUAUGCGCUUGUGGUGGUGACGCUGCUCCUCAUGAUAUGGGCGUCACUGUCGAGAGCAUUGGAACUCCACAUAGACUCCAAGCACCCACCAUGCUUGUUCCAAGCAUUAUGCACAUGUUCGAAACCAGCUGGCGACUUGGGCAUCGUGAACUGCAACCACGUCCCAAUUUUGAAGGUGCCAGCAACGAUCAACAGUUCCAAGGUCUUCAUGCUACAGUUGACUGCGAAUCAGAUCAGAGAUCUGGAACCACAGUUCUUCCAAGCAACAGGCUUGUACCGGCUUGCAAUUAACGAGAACCCGCUGGAGAAUAUCCAUGAAGAAGCGUUCUAUGGCCUCGACAAUACACUUUGGGAAUUGGAACUACGACACGACAAAUUGACGUCUGUACCCAGCAGAGCCCUGAGAUACUUGCAGAAACUGAGGCUACUGGAUCUGACAGGAAACGAGAUAACAGACAUAUCCGGAGAUAACUGGCGAGGGUUGGAACACACAUUAACGACUUUGAUACUGGCUGAGAAUUCGAUAGCGAACCUCCCUCUGGACGCUUUUUCCAGUCUACCGAUACUGGAAACCCUGGACCUUCACGGAAAUCAUCUGUCUGUUAUCGAUAGUGGUGUGUUUCGAGAUGGGAUGAGCAGAUUGAAUAGGUUGCUUCUUGGUGACAAUCAACUGGCUUACAUACCUUACGAAGAGUUGGCGCCGUUGCGUCAAUUGAGAUUCUUGGAUCUUUCAAAUAAUCUGAUCAAGCAAGUUCCACCUGCACACGAUCUGAAUGGAAUCAAAUUGUCCUUGGACUCUUUGAAGUUGGACAACAAUCUCAUCAAGAUAUUGUAUCCUGGAUCCUUCCAGUACUUCAACAUUUUGAACUCAACUUCUUUGGACGGCAAUGCGAUUUAUGCUUUGAGAGAAGACGCCUUCAGAAAUGCAAAGAUCAAAACCCUCUCGCUCCGCGACUGCAGUCUUGCGGAACUGUCUCCAGCUGCCUUCGCUGGUCUGGAGAACAGUCUUCAAAGCCUCGACCUCUCGGAGAACAAUCUCACCAUGAUCUCCAAGUUUAUGCUGAACAAGCUGGACUCUUUGAGGUUCCUGAAUCUGAGGGAAAAUAAGGUUGACAUUAAUCUUCUGACAUCGACACCGACAUCGGAUUACGCGAUGCAGUCGUUCAAUAAUUUCCAAUACAAACUGUUUUACCUGGACAUCAGCAGCGCUAGCUCCAUUGAAAUGAACUUACAGGAUUUUAGGAGAAUGAGGUCCCUACGCUACUUAUCAUUAAGCAAACUACUUAGACAAAGCAUUAGGGCAGAGGAUUUCCUAGAAUUUGGUGUCGAACUAGAAGACCUGAAGAUAUAUGGCAGCACGGUGACGAGAAUAGAAUCCAGUGCCUUCCAACACGUCAGGACUAUCAAAACUCUGGACUUAUCGGAAAACAAUAUCGAGUUCAUUGACCCGUUUGCUUUUGCCGAGCUCCACAGUCUAACGACACUGAAAAUGGCGAAUGGUCUGGCAGACUCAGUAAAACUGUUACCGUUCGAGCCUCUAAAGGCUCUCAUAGAACUACAGUACUUGGAUCUAAGCAACAACAAGCUGAAGAAUGUACCAGAUACAUCGUUCCACUUCUUGUACAAACUGAAGCGUUUAAAUUUACAAGAUAACUAUAUCGAACAUUUUUCCAAAGGGACGGUACAGGGUGACAUCCAUGUACUGUUAGAAAGCAUCUGCCUAAACGCAAAUCAAAUACGACAAAUAGUAAUGCACGCGUUUGUAGGACUGAAAGAGUUACAAGAAGUAUUAAUAGAAGACAAUCAGAUAGAACUCAUACAGAAGAGAAGCUUCACUACUCUCGACAAUUUGAAGGUCAUUAGUCUAAAGGGGAAUAGAAUCUAUGAAAUAAGUGAAGAAGCUUUCCAGAACAUACCUGCUUUGACUGAGUUGGACCUAUCAUUCAAUAACCUCGACACGUUCAAAUUUUCAAUAUUUGAUCAAGUCGGAUCAGCCACUGCUUUGAAAGUCAAUGCUUCGUACAAUAGAAUCGUCACAUUGACUGAUUCUAAUGCUCCAAGCUUCUACACGUCUAACUUCUAUCCACCGCCGAAAGCUCAAAGUCUCGGAACAGUCUCAGUGAAUAUCAGAGUGUUGGAUUUCUCGCAUAACAAUAUUACGUAUAUCGCGCCGUAUUACUUCAGGCACGCUGAUCUAACAUUAACAGAACUGCAUCUAUCACAUAACAAACUCAGAAACAUUACUCGAGAAGUGUUCGGAUCUAUGCAUAUGUUGCAAUACUUGGACCUGUCACAUAACUACAUUUACCACAUGGAAUACGAUUGUUUCAAGAGAGUCAAGAACUUACAGAUAAUAAACUUGUCUCACAACCACUUGAUCGAUCUCCCAGUAGAAAUAUUCCACGACAUGCAAAAGUUAACGUCAGUGGAUCUAUCGGACAAUCAUAUCAAGAAUUUGGCUGAUAACCUUAUUCCAUCACCAGCUUUGGAAAGGCUAGACUUAUCCGACAAUGGAUUGUCAAGAAUCCCAACGAACUGCCUGUCUCCAGCUGCAUCAGCUAACUUGGUAGAACUGGAUCUAAGUGGUAAUACUAUACCAGCUGUCGCUUUAGGAGACUUGGUCCAAAGAUUCCGGAGCCCUGAUCAGUUGAGCGAUUACUGGCCCGAGGAGCCCGACUACAGUGACGAAUACAUGUACCACACGGCUAGACGAGAUCACACCAGAGUGUUCCAUCAAAAAAAACAAUACCCGCAGAAUAUUUUGUACAAGUCUUUAGCAUGGUUGGAUUUAUCAAACAAUCAUCUUGUACGAAUCGAAGGCGGAUCCUUCUCAGCGUUGCCUAAGCUCCGCUGGUUAGAUCUCAGUAACAAUUCACCUUUCAACUCUGGUGACCGAGGGACAACUAUUUUCAAAGGAUUAGAAAGAAAAUUAUCUCAUUUGGGACUGAAGAAUGUCAGCCUAGUUUCUGUACCUUCAAUGUCUCUGAGCAAAUUAAAGAGUUUAGACCUAUCAUUCAACAACCUGCCUUCUAUUCCACCUGAAAUAACAGCAAACCUCACACGUCUAAGAGCAUUAGACUUGUCUUACAAUGACCUGACUGUUGUUCCUGUGGCAACGCAUUCAUUGAGUGACCUUCGCUGGCUGUCUCUUUCUGGCAACCCUAUCACUGCCCUGAUGAACACCAGUCUGUACGGAGUAUCUCCUCGUUUGGAAUAUCUGGAUGUUACCAAAUUGAGGUUGAGAAUACUCGAGCACGGUGUCUUCAGUAAAAUGUAUGGGCUACGGACACUCAAAAUAACAGCUUACUCCAACGUGAGAGAGUUCAAUGUACCAAAGAUGCUAUCAUAUAACGCCGGUUUGGAGAACUUGAUGAUUGAAACCGAUUAUGAUUCAGUGGAGUUUGGCAAAGAGAUGUAUGGGCCACUACCACUCAAGCUUAAUAAUAUUACAAUCACUGGACGAUAUUUGAAAUAUUUGACGCAAUAUCUGUUGAGCGGUGUCCAGUCUAAAGUACUUCGACUAACAGUCUUCAAUACCAGCGUAGAAGAGAUAGCAAGCGAAGUGUUCUGGCGACCAGGUCGCGUCACCAACCUGACGCUUGACUUGAGAUAUAACGACAUAGUGAGAGUACCGAACCCUUCUCAAAGGGCAUGGCCACAUGUCCCCAAUACGGUGUUCCUGCAGGACAUACUGGUUGCUGGCAAUCCUUUGACUUGUGACUGCGGUAUCGGAUGGAUAAAAGCAUGGGACCGAAAAAGAAGACAGUACCUUUGCGACAGCCCAUCUAAUUGCGUGUCAACUCGUGACGAUGUCAGAUUCGCAACGUGCCCAGCAUACGACAACAGAACAUUUGCUGACGUUUUAUCAAGAGAUCUGGAUUGUGAAUGGAACAAAGGCUUCAUAGGAUCCCCCAACUUCUUCAUAGUGUUAGGUCUGUCUAUCCUAACGUGCCUCUACAUAUGAGGACUGUUCUGGCUACUUGGGGUAUACGAGGAAUUCAACUUGAUUUUGGCAAGGGUGUAUAAUUCUAACUCUUAAAGGCCUCACUUAAGCCGUACUUUAUUGAUUUAAUAGAUACAAUACCACUUUUGUACAGAAUAAAAUUCUGACGCUUAUCAAUUUUUCGAUACUUUGGAACAUAGAACUAGAUAGUAUUUAAAACGAAGAAGAUUUUUACAGCUUCUUUAAAAUAUUAUGUAAAUAAAAUCAAAUGCAAUCGUUAAGGGUUGUAGGAAUCUUCUUCGCUCAGACGAAAUCCAGCAAGGAGUGAGAUAGCAUUGAAAUGUUUUUCAUACUGUACCUGUUCUUGUGGCCUACAUACUGAGUCUUGGUCUGGGAGAUCCUGAAUAGCCAAAUCCUAGUUAGUGUUAGUGAAACGGAAGUAUAUGCUUUAAGACUUGAAGUCAGGACGUUGACGCAUUGACGGAGGACAAGUGACUUUUGUAUACUUAAGUGAUUGCGAUAACUCUAGUGAAGCCUACUAAAAUGUGAUUUAUCGUUUAAAAAAAGGAAAGCAGUUGUGUGAUCUCAGAAGAAUCGUUGGACAAGUUACCGUAACUUCAUAUUUCUUAGUAAAUUACAGUUUGCGUUCCCCCCUCCCAAAACCCUGUUUUGCGUGUGUAGUUUUAAGAAAUUUUAAUUUGAACAUUUCACGCAUUUCGUGCACUGCCUUACAUAACGAAUUUUCUGUGAUUAUUGUCCAGAAUCUAUGUCCAACUUGUAUGGUGCGUUUGAUCUUACACGAUAUUGUUAAGAACCGCGUGUGGAAGUGCACUUAAUGUGUUUUAGAAGUUGCAUUUACGUCGUUUUAUAAGAUAAGUUCACACGAAAGCAAUGACUUAAUUAUGAUCGUCUAAGUAGACUGCAUUCGCUCGAAUGGUAUAUGUGUUCGUCCAUUAUUAAGAGUAAAAAUAUUAUUUAUAGAUGUAUUCAUUUUUGUAAUAGGUGACUUUAGGUGUAGACUAAUCGAAUCAUUUAUAAACAUUUCCUUAUAUUCAAUAUCUUUAACAUUUUCUUCAUUGUCAUUUAUUUCAUAGUACGUAGUUGUUUUAGGAUCGUUGUUACGACGAUCUUGAUUCUAAACAAAUGUUUGUACAAAGUCUCUAACUCAUUCGUCGUAAAGUCUAUAUUCAGAGUCACUAUCUUCAAUAAGAAAGCUUAAUCCUAUUCUAUUUACUCUUUAAUAUUUUCAUUGUUUAGCUGUUUACAAAGUCUAUCUGGUUAUUGUUGUAUAAACAUAUUUUAUUACAUAUUACGUAUAAAUAAAUGUGUCAUUAGCUGUUAUUGUAUCGGAGCAUGCUGUAAUAUAUACAUUGUACGUAUAUACUAGGAUUUUAUCGACUGAAUUUAAGUGUUUCGGAGCUAUAUCGCUGGUUAUUGUAUAAGAAGUGUUGUUUGUAUAAUGUCCAAUGUGGCUUCUUUUUAUUGUUGCGUCGCUUCACUGUUUUCUGUCACAGUUUUAUUAAUUUUUCUAUUGAUCUUUUAGACGGGCACGCUAGCAAUAGUUUAGUCGGUUGAGAGUUGCAUGUUUCUAGCUUUCUUAUCUAUUUCUAUAACUGAGUGAGUUCAAUUGAAUACCUCUUCUUCAGUGGUCCAGUGUGUGCUGUCAGGCCUAUUGUUGACUUUUGUUUUCAAUGCCAUUUCACGAUGCACUUGAUUAUUUUAUACCACUUCAGUGAAUCGUACACAAGAAUGUUUUAGUGACACAACGUUGGCGUUAGGUUUGGUAUUGAAAACAAAGGAAUAUCGUUGUAACAAUGAAUAUAUUUUGUGAUAUAUAUUACUCUAAUCCUUCUAUUUUUGAUAAAGCCUACAAUGAAUAUUGCUACAAAACGGGAAUUGUAUAGCUGAAUAAAAUUGACAUUAUUAAUAAAAAUAUUUCAGCUUCUGUAUACAUUAGAUCCGAUUGUCAAUUGUUGAAUUAUAUUAAAUCAUUUUCUUCGAUGGUACUAAAUGGUAUGAUUGUAUUUUAUUCUAAUAAUAAAUAGCUUGCUUGAAUUUUAUGAAAAUUGUAUUUAAAUAGCCCUGCAUCACAAUUUCUGACCUAUGGUAGCUGAAAGCAUUUUUGUAAGGUCGUUGAAAUACAAACAGAUUAUCAAUAUAUAUUUCCUAAAGAUUUUAAAAUACUCUUAAUUACUUUAUCUGCAAUGAGAAUUUUUCAUCGGCUUGUAUUAUUACUUCGUUGCUCACUAGUGCCAUCUACAUUUUAUGUAGCAAACCUCGAUUAUGACGAGAACUUACAAAUUAAUUCUUCUGCAAGGUCCAUUGUGAUAGUAAUAGCUAGUGCCAAUACAUACAGAAGUAAAUAACGUUAUUAUAAACAACAACUUGUUUAUUAUUAUUAUGUAAAUUUUAUUUUGCGAUUGGAAAUACGACCAUUGAGUAAUAUAAAUAAGUAUCAAAAUAUCUUUAACUUUUAUUUAGAAAAAUAUUGACAAUUGCUAUGCGGCAUUGAGUUCGUGUUUAUGUUUUAUUAUUUUCAUUUGUUUAAAUUAAAUAAAUCAUACUACAAGUAUGAAUAAUAAAGAGUUUAUUUUAAUGUAAAAUAAACUUUAAAUUAAUAUGGUUAAGGGUGUGUUACAGUUAAGUAAAGUUCGAACAAAUAAAAUUGUGUGAAAUCUAAUCACUUUAUGUAAGUACGUAAUGAUAUGAGCCUUAAAAUAAUAUCAGCCAGUAUUAUUAUGAUUUCUAUGGCAAUACAAAUAAAGUUUAAAUUAAUAUAUCAACAAUUUUUAUUUAAUUUUAAGAUUUAACAAAACCAAAAGGUCCAAUCGUAAAAUGAAAGUUUAUUAAAGAAAGCUUUAUUACGUUCACAAUAUGGUUUUAAAUUGAAUCGCUGUAAAUAUGUUUUAUGAUAUUUCUUUGUAAUAGAAUGUUAAGGAGAAUAACUAAACGUCGCUAAUUCAGUGAGUUUGAAUGUUAUUUUCAAAGGAUAGAGGACGAGGGAAUGUUUUUGUCUUCACUACUUAAAAGAAUAGUGUGAAAUAAAAAUAAGUAAUCAUUGAAUUAUUAGCGUAUUAAAAUAAAUUAUUGCGUAAAUAUUA